This is a messenger RNA of Mya arenaria, 6461 nucleotides long. Its product is annotated as plexin-A1-like. Gene Ontology annotation, cellular component: semaphorin receptor complex. The transcript has 37 exons. Bases 188 to 5770 code for a protein of 1860 amino acids. Gene Ontology annotation, molecular function: semaphorin receptor activity; protein binding. NCBI's taxonomy places the organism in Eukaryota, Metazoa, Mollusca, Bivalvia, Myida, Myidae. The record is from RefSeq and is a predicted model, not a curated record. Gene Ontology annotation, biological process: semaphorin-plexin signaling pathway involved in axon guidance; regulation of cell migration.
CUUCAUGUGCCAGUGAAACCUAAAAUGGAGAUAACAAGUUUCAUUCGGAAUAUUUUUAUUUUUAUUCAAAUUAAGCCAGAAUUUAAAUGCUUGAAUCGAGUUGAAAAUGAAUAUAUAUUGUCACGCUAAUCUUAACGCGGAUAUUUAAUAAGUGUAUUUGAAGCGUUUUGGUUUUACCUUUUUCUAUAUGGAUAUUACUUUCUACGGUAAUAGUACAAAGUCACUUCACAAAAUGAAUUUCUUUAUUGGACUGUUAGCACUCCUUGUGAGUGAAAGUGGACUGCAUGGUGCUCAUGUUCAUAUUGCAAGCACCACUAUCCUUUUGAACGACAUUCAUAAGAACCUUGGUUUGAAUCAUAUGUUUAUGGCGGAAAACGGAACGUCACUUUAUUUGACGGGCAAAAAUUACAUUUACCACCUAGAUACAGCGAAUGGUUUUCAUGACCUGACUAAGAUUAAUAAGGUGAGAACUGGACCAAACGAUGUUGCAAACGGCGAUUACAAAAUCGACGAUGUUUCCAACAUCGUGAUACCAUAUGGUACGGACAAUUUGAUAACGUGCGGAAGCAGUUACAAAUUCUGCCAUAAACGAUUCCUUGGGAACAUAUCUGGCUGGACCAAAGGAUUUGAACCCUCGAUCAACAACAGUGCUGCUGUGGCAUUUGUUACUGAUUUUGAUAAUAAAGAGUAUUUGUUUGCCGGCUGCCCACAUGGAAACAAUCAACUAAAUACCAUUUGUGAUAAAUUCGGGAUAUUUUGGUUUAAGGACUUGGAUAUAACACCACACACAACAAAGUUUAAGACUGCCGAUGACUUAUUGUUGAUUACAGAAACUUAUGUUAAGGGAUUUGCUAUUGAUCAUCACCGACUGUUUUUCAGCAUACAACGAAAUAAGACAGAUAACGCUGCUGUCAGCAGAGUUGCAAAUAUUUGUCAGAAGAAUAUUGUUAAUGCACCGAAAACGUAUGUGGAUAUGGAACUGAAAUGUGGGGACUUCAAUUACAUGCAAGCUGUUGCAAAAACGUGCUUUGAAGGAGAAUGUAUUAUUGUUGCUACAUUUACCCAAGGAGAACACUCGGUCGUUUGUGCAUACCUAUUCUCGGAGAUCAAAUCGAGGUAUUUUUUGGCAGUCAAUGUAAAGCGAUGUUACAAUAAAACUCUUCAGCUGCCCUCCGAUAUUUAUGACUACUUCUAUUAUCAGAACGAAAGACCAUGUACUGGAAACCCUGCCGAUCUAACCAGAAAGAACCCCACUGACGACUAUUUCUUAUGUAACGAAGACGAAUACGCAAGUUUGAAAGACGUGAUAGGCGACACAGCCCUGCAGAUGAAUGCCAGUGUACGUCUGGACCACACGGCCGUUACUGCCCUCACCUUGGUGUCCGUCCGCGGACGUGUGCUAGCUCUACUAGGGACAGCUAGUGGAGAAAUAAUUAAGGCCCUUGUAUUUCCACGAGAAGUGGCUGAGGUCCUGUCCUGGAAAGCUGUUGUAGACAUUGGCCAUGCAGUAUUACCGGACAUGUUUGUGUACGGUUACACAUUAUAUGCCUUCUCGGAAAAUGUGGUAAGAAAGAUAGAGCUGGCGGGCUGUUCCUUAUUUCCAACUUGUGAGAAAUGUAUGGAAAGCAAGAACAUUUUCUGCGGAUGGUGUAUGUUUGAUAAUAGAUGCACAACCCCGACACAAUGUUCAAAUUCAGAAUGGAUAUUGGCUGAAAGCUCAACCAGUAUCUGUCCACACAUAAACCAAACGAGUCCAGAUGUGUUAAGAAUAGAUGAAUCAACUGAGCUGACACUGACCUUGUCUCAUAACCUGAGCACUGGACUAGAGUUGAGAUGCCAGUUUGAAAGCUUCGUCGACAACAAUACUAUAUUGAUGAACAGCAGUGUUCCGGAGGUAGAAAGGGGCGACGAGGUAACAGUUGAGUGUCGAUCGCCAGACUGGACGCAACUAGAACAUCACAUCGAAGGUACGACCAGCGUGUCUGUCCUGCUCUUCACAAACGUUUCCUCCGUGGCUGUAAUGAGAGGGGAGUUAACUGUGUUUGAAUGCGAAACGUUUACAAGGUGUUCAAAGUGCAAUUCAAAUCGGUGGACGUGCAAAUGGUGUCCUUCUGUGGGACGUUGUAUCAAAGAAAACAAUUUAUGUAAUGGAAAUGAGACUAGCAGUUGUCCAGAGGUGACAGACUACACCGUUUCUGAUACAAACUUGCUGGAUGGUUCCGGUGAUGCACACUUUGCAAUUGAGGAAAGCUACAAUAUUACCGUCAAGGGCAUGAACUUACAGAAUUUUAGUUCUGCAAGUUAUCAGUGCUCUGUGAAACACUCGGAUCUACCUGGCGGAGAAAUACAAUUAACAGCAACAAGAAUUAAUGAUUCGGAGAUGAUGUGUCACAUCCCGAAUGGAAGCAUACCAAAGAAUCUGGAUUCCCCAACAAGUCUUUAUGUCUACCUUCAGUCAAAUAAGCUUGACGGCCGAUCGUUUAAAGCUGUGUUUUAUCAAUGCGGUUCUCUGAUCUCCCCAUCAGACAACUGUGGACAAUGUAAAAGUUUUAAAUACUUCAAGAAAUAUUUAAGAUGUCACUGGUGUGGUGGCAAGUGUAUCUAUGCGGGAAAGCCUUGUAUAACAGCAGAAACCAUGUGCCCUGAACCAGUUAUUACAAAGGUCUAUCCACUUUCUGCCCAUAUCAACGCUGUCACGCCCAUAAUUGUCGAGGGUUUUAACCUGGGUUCCCACAUGAACGAAACAAUAAAUGCUGUUAGUGUCGGGAACAUCUCAUGUGAUACCAUCUACCCUGCUGGUGGGGUAAACAUAUCAACAAGAAUAACAUGUAAGCUUGGACCGAGUGAAAGAGAAACAACGGAAAAUGUGACAGUAAAUAUAAGAGGCCACAAUCCAGUUGUGUUUGAAAAAAACAGCUUCAACUUUCAGAUUCCGAGAUUAACACGAAUUUUUCCGAAUUAUGGGCCUUUGUCUGGUGGUACAAAUGUUACGAUAUACGGCGAGUAUCUAGACACAGGUUGGGAGAGAAAGAUAAAGAUUGGAGAGCAACUCUGCGGACUUGUAACAGUGCCUGCGUUUAUAAAGCCAACCUUGGCAGAAUGUAAGACUGUAAAAUCCAAUUCAACCACCCGGACGAAUGCUUCAGUUUCCAUGGUUUUCGAUAAUCAGGCCGUAGGAGACGUCAACUUCACGUACGUUCCCGACCCGGUAGUUUGGGAUAUUCAACCAAGAAUGAGCUUUGAAAGCGGAGGACGAGUUUUAACGGUGACUGGUCUGAACCUGUUGUCCGUGCAAACUCCGAAGCUCAGGGCCCGUACCAUUGACGGAAAGACUUCAGUUGAACUACCGUGCACGCACAGAGCAUCGAAUGACAGCGAGGACAAUUUAAAUGGAAAUUUAAUAUGUAGAAGCCCAAUGUUUCAUCCCCGAGGUUCCGGGCAGCGGACAAAGCGGUCGGGAUUCAUGGAGAUGAGCUUUAUCAUGGACGAUGUGGGUUCAGUCAGGAAUUUGCAGUCCAACAUUUCUGAACUCCAAUACUAUCCUGACCCUACGCUUCACAACUUCACCGAGACUCAGCGCAACACAAAAGUCAUUGUUAUAAAAGGUCAAAAUUUAAACGUGGCUGCCACCGCGGAAGACGUACAGGUGUUAAUUGGCUGUGAUGAAUGCAAUGUCACCACUCUGGAGCACGAUCGGGUAAUCUGUACCCCUCCCGCUAGUGCACCAAAGUGUAACGGUACCAGACAAACGUUUCCUAUCAAGGUUAGCAUUGGAUUUCUAAAACGAGAGGUCGGCCAGAUGGAUUACAAGCAAAUGGAACCUACCGAACCCUGGGAUAUUAAACUGAUAGUUGGUGGUGCAGCUGGAGUAGUGCUUUUUCUCUGUGUGUUGUUGAUUGUUAUUGGCUUUAUAAAAAUGAAGACAGUGUUGCAAGUUCGAAUACAGAAGGCACGGAAAGGCUAUGCGUAUAACCUGGAUAAAAUUGAGGCUCGCUAUAGAAACCAGUGCCGGGAAGAGUUUGCUGCUCUACAAACAGCCAUGGUCGACCUUACAAGUGAGCUUGAAGGUGGAAACGUCCUGUUCCGAGAUUUUGAUGACUUUGCUUGUAAAACUCUGUUGUCUGCGGAAGGAUCCCUUGGUUUGAUGUCACCUCCUUCUAUUAUUACAAGCAGCAUCGAGAAGGAGAUGGAGCAGUUCAAGAGUUUGCUGAAGAGCCGCCAAUUCCUUCUCACUUUUAUUCGGGCAUUGGAGAAGCAGAAUAACUUCACCAUCCAUGACAGGUCUGACGUUGCAACAUAUUUGAUGGUCAUUAACCAAGACAAUGUUGAAUUCCUCACGAGCAUAUUGACGGACCUACUUGAUGAGCUCAUUGACAAAAAUGUUGCAGCAAACACACCCAAACUUCUAUUGUUACGGUCCGAUUCCGUCGCUGAAAAGUUGUUGGCCCACUGGCUGUCAAUCUGUCUCUACCAUUACCUGAAGGAGCAAACCGGGUCAGUGUUGUUCAUUCUCUACAAAGCUAUCAAGAUACAGGCUGAGAAAGGACCAGUGGACUAUAUUACAUCCUGUGCGAAAUACACACUAUCUGAGGACAAACUCUUUACUGAAACUGACCAACCAAAGUCACUGGCGCUAGAAGUUGAUCAUUUCCACUUAAUAGAAACUCAACAGAAGACAAUCAAUGUGGUGGUUCUCGACUGUGACACAAUCACCCAGGCCAAGGGCAAGAUGUUGGAGGUUCUUUACAAAAACGCCGGAUACUCGCAACGGCCUUCGGUCCAUGCAACAGUAUUAGUUGAAGAGAGUGACGGUACCAGAAGAACACUUCUUGAUGAGGAUGAGUCCAGUGAGAAAGACGGCCUUUGGAAGAAAAUCAACACUCUCCAACAUUAUAACGUCCCGGAUGGGGCAAGAAUGAACUUGAAACUAAACAGAGAACAUUUGACCACGUCUGUAAAAAUAAAGACAGCGGCAUCCACAGAGUCGUUAAUUGGUGGGAGCAUAAGAAAGUCAAAGUCAAUAAUUCGCACAGUUAGCGGUUCAAACUUUUGGCAUCUGAUGAAGCAUCACAACGAAGACGAGGAGGUGGGGCUGGCCAGCGAUUUCUUUCUCCCAAGACUCCUCAACACCAAGGGUACACUCCAAGUAUACAUAGAUGACUUCUUUUCCAAAAUCCUUCAUGUCCCGAAUGAUCCGCCGAUUAUCAUCAAGUUCCUGUUUGAUUUGUUGGACAGCGCGGCCAACAGGUGCAACAUCACAGAUCCAGAUGUGAUUCACACCUGGAAAUGUAACAGCCUGAUGUUGCGUUUCUGGGUGAACAUCAUCAAGAACCCAGACUUUGUGUUCGACAUUCACAAGCCAGUCAUUGUCGACUCCUGCCUCUCUGUGAUCGCACAGACCCUCAUGGACAGUUGCUCUACUGCCGAGUCAAGGCUGGGUCCCGGAUCACCGUCAAACAAGCUGCUGUUUGCCAGGGACAUUCCGCGCUACCGAAAGAUCGUGCAGGAGUACUUUGCAGAGAUGAAGUCUCGUCCAGCGGUCGGCGACCAAGAGCUGAACUCGUAUCUCACGCAGAAAAUAUCUCAGAAAUAUUCCGGAAAGAUUUACCAAUCCACUGCUCUUAUUGAGAUGUUCAAAUUUGCCAAGAGAUACCGAGAAAAGAUCAGCGCCGAAAUGGACAACGAAGAAGCUGAUCAUCCGGGCACUUUUUCCACCUUGUCCUGCAAGCUGCAGUGUAUCUACAUGGCCAUGGACCAGUUACAGCAGUAGAUAGUGAACAAGCUAAUGUCUACACUACUUCUGUAGCAUUGGAGAUUAUAUGUUACAUUUGUAAAUAACUGAAUAAAUAUAAUAUGUAAUAUCUGCAUUAUUUUAUCAAGUAGAGUUACUCUUGUUCUACAUAUCUUAAAGAUUUAUAAAAUGCUAUAACAGUCGACGCAUAAAUAAAAUAACAUUUUUAGUGUCGUGAACUACUCGGAAGAGAUUCGACUGUUUGUAUAAACAUAAUUAUGGUGAUAAACUUCAAAAUGGUCUGACAAUGAUUACAAAACUAACCGAUAUGUGAGACAGACCAUUUCACAACAUUUAUUCUGAUAACCUAAAUAAUGGCUUGAUUGUGUAUUGAUAAAUCUGUUUUGGUGCAUGUGUGGUCUGUUAGCGGCGCUUGUACCUUUAGUGUCUUUUGGACCUCUACCUUGUGCCUCUAUACGUUUACUUGAACUAUUUACUACUGGACUUGUCCCUGUUGUUUUCAUUGUAUUGUUUAACCUUUUGUUUCAUCCUGGAUUUGUAUUUGUAGUUUUCAUGGUAUUAUUGUGUAUAUAUUUAUUGUUAUAACAUUCUCAAAUAACCUUAACUUUGAAGCUUGUUAUCUAUGAUGUAUAUGCAUCUUUAUUAUCCUCUUAAAGAUGUUAUAUGUAUGCAGUAAAAAUGUGAAAAAAACAACAAUAAAAACCAUAAC